Dendroctonus ponderosae (mountain pine beetle) is the source of this 2022-nucleotide messenger RNA. Its product is annotated as neuronal growth regulator 1. The transcript is spliced from 7 exons. Gene Ontology annotation, biological process: synapse organization. The coding region runs from base 392 to 1297 and encodes 301 amino acids. The record is from RefSeq and is a predicted model, not a curated record. Gene Ontology annotation, cellular component: neuron projection membrane. Lineage: Eukaryota; Metazoa; Arthropoda; Insecta; Coleoptera; Curculionidae.
GGCGGCAGUGUGUCAGGUGUCGGAGACGCGGGCGGACGUCGCAUUGAUACCAGCGUCGCGACGCAAGUGUUUUUUUUCCAAACGCAGCAGCGUCUCUCCGGAGAAACUGAUCGGCAUCCGAAAUGCAUCAGGACAUCGGCGGCGGACACCCAGGCGAAAUGUUGGCGACUCUCCAGCCUCCACGCUCAUCCCGUUGAAUGAGAAAUGAGGAGGACGGGAGGCCGUUUAUGACCUUUCGAAAGUUGCGGCUCCGAAAAGUUUCCGACGUGACUUGUGACAAGAUGUGUGAUCGACUCUAAAUAGUUCACCUGCACUUUGCAUAUCAGGCGCAAUAAUUAUCGCUCUUGUGGCCGUUUUUCCAUCAGUUUUCCAGCAGCUCUAAGAUUCAGCAAUGUUGACUGAGGUCUACCGGCAUGUGCUGCUUUUGAUAUGGAUUUUUCCGAUUAUAUGGGCGAACUCUUCGGGAUCACGGCGAAAAGAUGCCCAUCAUGAAAAGUACACCGAUUGGAAGCAACUGUGGCAUCCAAACUAUGAAGACUACAGUAGGGCUGAAGCCUCAUUGGGCCUGGACAACAACACAGUCACAAAUGUGACUGUUCAAAUGGGAGCUACUGCCUACUUGCAUUGCAGAGUGAGGCAUACGCCUGAUCGAACUCUUGGAGGAGGAGACCAAGUGUCUUGGGUAAGACGAAGAGACUGGCACAUUAUUUCCUCGGGAGUGUUCACCUACACCAAUGACCAAAGAUUCCAGAUUCUUCACGCUGAAGGCUCGGACGAUUGGACUUUGCAGAUUAAGUACGUUCAAAAACGCGACAAUGGAACAUACGAAUGCCAAAUAUCCAGCGGUCAAUCGCUGAUUUCCCACUAUGUCAACCUGGAUAUCGUCGUACCUGAAGCCACGAUCCAGGGAAGCGCAUCUGGAGAACAUCACGUGGAUGUUGGAAGCAUAAUUGAUCUGAUUUGUAUUAUUGAUAAUAGUCCGACUCCACCGCAGUACGUGUUUUGGUAUCACAACGACAAAAUGAUCAACUACGACAAUGCAAGGGGCGGCAUCACUGUGGAGACUGCUUUGGGCCCACCAAGAGCCCACAGCCGGCUCACCAUCCAGAACACCAAGCAGGCGGAUUCCGGAAAUUAUACUUGUUCUGCAUCCAACACCGAACCGGCAUCGAUCCACGUUUUUAUAUCAAAAGGCGAUAAUGUGGAUGCGAUCCUGAUGAGGAAAUCAUGUGCCAUCUGCGUAGCCAGUCAACUCUUCAUCAUUCUUUUUCCAUUAUUUCUAACGUCCCUUCGAUAGGAGAAUCGAUCCAGAAGUCGCACAGACCUUCAUCCAUUCAGUGUAAAGUUCGAAGGACAUCUGUUCAAGGAUGGGACCCAGUGACAAUUCAGUGAGAGGAUUAUCUGUUUCUUGUAUAAAUAUGUACAAUUUAUAUUCUUCGGUUUAACAAACGCUACUGAUUUUCUAUAAAACUCCACCGCCAACCUACUGGAUUCCCGGUACCUACGGGGAAGUUCAGCAGUUUCUUCUAUUCUUCGUUAGUUUUUUUAUAGGAAUCAAGUAGCCCCCCAUACAAAAGGGCGCAACUUUUCACCUCAUAUUAGUCUUGCAAAACUAGCAUAGGUUCAAGUCUGAUAAAUGAGGUUGCACCCUUUUGCUGUGAGUGCCGCAAGCACUCAUCCUAAGUGUAAUUAGUUAAAUAAAUUAAGCUAAAAUGUAUAAUAAUAUUAAUAAUAAUAAUAAUAAAUUUAUUAGGCUAAUGUCGUAACCGAACUAUCACACCAUUUCCAGCAUCAACGGUUCUUUUCUUUACCUACUACUUAUUAUUUGGUUAGUUGAGGAGUAUUUCCCGCAUACUGAUGCCCAUAAAUAACUGAUAAAUUCAGUUGGAGGCUGCUCAAUGAACCAAACCCUUUUAAAAAAUCAUUGAGCAUUGAUAGAUACGUAAUUAACAACGUUGAACCUUUUGAAUCUUGUGUUAAUCUAUAACUAAUUUUGAAUAUAAGAGGUGUCAUGUUUUAACU